CCUAUCUUAAAAGGACAAAAAAAAAAGAAAAAAAAAUUAGCAUUAAAAAUGGACAGAAAACCUAGAUGUUGAGUCCAGAAAGCCAAUGGGGAGGGCAUUAUUUGGUAGUGGGACAGGGCAAGAUUACCAGGUUGGGUUUUCAGUGGAAACUUGAGUUCAUGAAUUAAGCAACAGGUACCAGGCAGGACAGUCUUGUUUGGUACUGACUGACAGCAUUUGCCGCCUUGUCUUGCAAAGGGCAGCUUCAUGCAGUGGUCUGGAGCACAGCUUGGGUUCAGCAUGUGUCUCUCUACUUCCUGGUAAGGGAGGUGAGUGAGGUACUUAACAUCUCUGUGCCUCAGUUUCCUUAUCUGGAAAGUGGGAACAACGAUAGUAUUUGUAUCACAGGAUUGACAUGAAGUUUAUAUGAGUCACUCACAUAUAACUAUCCCGGGCUGAUCAAUCCCCUAAUCAUCUGGGCGAGGCUACAAAGAAGGACAAGAGACAGAGGCCAUAAUUUAGAAUGCAAAGGGAACUCAGAGGGUCAGAGCUCUUAUGAGGCUGAGAGCAAGAGUCUCUGAACUCUUCGCUCUUUACUGAAUGCACACAGCUUUUCCAGGGAGCGUGUAGGGAGGUCCCGAGAACAGCAGAGUGGAGGGCCCUGAUGCGAGCAAGGUCUAGUAAGAGACAAAGCGUUACGCCGCUGAUUAAUAGGAAACUUAUUUUACCCUUGGCUUAGUAUUUACUUCUGUAGAAUUUUGUACCAGAGGCAGAGGGACCUCAGCUGAAAUGCUAUCUUGCCUUCUGAGACAUCGCAGCGUCCCAGCUCAUGGAGACCUCCACUGAGACCAGUGGCCAGUGAGAAUUUUGUUUCCUCAUGCCAACUGCUAGCUCGUCAGGCCAGGCACAUAGGCCUAGACAGAUCCAGACUUUUAAUAUAGAAAGCUAAUUUAUGGAUUUGUAGCUCACUCAGGGUGGUUUCCAUCAAUAACGCGCUUCACGUGGGGCCUGGCAGAGCGAGUGCUGAUGAGCAUUGCCACUGUUUGUGUGCCUGGCUCUGCUAGACCACGGCGCUCCCGAGUGCAGGGAUGGAACCCUUUCUGGCUGCACCCUCUCUUGAAUCUGGCACAGGCUCAGAGGCAAAGCUGGCUCAUUGUCUGCUCAAUGGAUGAAUGUAGGAAAGGAUGGGUUUUUCUUUGCUUUUUUCUACAGGGCUGGGGAUGGAUGCCAGGGGCCUUCACAUACUAGGCAAGCGCUCUACCACUGAGCUAGGUCCCUAGCCUGCUUUAGUGUAUGUUGAGAUGAGAUCUUGCUAGGUUGUCCAGUCUGGCCUUGAUCAUUUGUUCUCCUGCCUCAGCCUCUUGGGUGGCUGGAGUACAGAAAAACGUGGAGGCAGCAGUGAGGGAAAGGAAGUUGGCUUAGGGUGUGACUUUGGGGUUCCAUGGGAAAUGAGGGUAGGUGCAGUCUUGAGGGCCUUGAGUGCAGUGAUUAGGGGGUAGAUUCAAUUUAUUUGGAAUUAGCAAUCGUGGGCCGUGGGAGGAGGGGCUGCGAAGUGGGGGUGUGGCUGAGGGAUAGGAGUGUUCCUAUAGGAUUGGUUAUUGCCUGGGGACUUUUAGGGAAGAAGUUGCUUUCUGAGCUGGGCCUUGGAGGGUAUGAAACGUGAUCCGGAUGUUAGUACAUUUUUCUUUCAUUCAGUAAAUACUCCGCCAGCUGCUUGCUAAGUACCAGGGUUCACAAAAUAAUGAGACAAACUUCCUACUCUCAUUAAUGAUUUUAAUGGCCAUAAGGAGUUUUAUACCAAAGGACAGUCCAAUGGUAGGACUCAAAUAGAGAAGUUGGGGGUUCAGGGAAAUCAUCACAGAGGAAGUGGAUUUUGAGGGAUGCGUGGGAGUUUUCUGGGUAGGCAAGAUGAGGGAAGUGUCUCAGGCAAAGUGUCUCACCACCUUGUGCAAGGCUACAGACACUUGAAGCAGCAGCCCCGGGGCUUUGGUGAAGCUGUGGCUGGAUUUGGUUGACCAGCGUAUUGUGGUUGAGCAGUAAAGCUGCAGAAGGAGCAGGGACCAGACCGUAUAGGGUAACAAAGUCAGCGGGAGCCCCUGGCAACUCUGAAGAGGCUAUCGAUAGAGGCAGUGGGUUGGUAAGGUCAUUGUCACCACCAGGUUAACAAUGAUAGUGGCGCAAACCUAGGGGUGGAAAGAGCCUGUCCCCACGUGGUGUGUUCGUGACAGGUUUGUGUGUUAGGGGAGAUAACAGCUGGGGCUGCCGGUUGGAGCCUGAGCUGGAGAGGAAGUGGCGGAGGUAGGAGCCUUAUGAAUGAAUGCAGUCCUCAGACAUUUACCGGGCAACUGCUAUGUGACAUGCUAAGGGCCUAGAAUACAUCAGGAAACAAAGCGUUCUUGCUCUCCUAAGGCCAGAGCUGAGAUCCUGUCUAGGACAAUUAAAGUCAGUGUAAAGACAAAGGUAUGGAGAGGAGGGAGACCGAGGCAGCCAGGCUCCCACUGCUGCUGCUGGGGACAGGGAGGACACCAGGCUCCUAAAUUUGCACUGGCCUCUUUCCCAGCUCCCUUCCCAGUCUUCCAGCCGUGGCCAUGGCAGCAGCCCAGAAAUCCAGCCACCUACUGUCCAGCCAGUGGCACGCUGGCCAGGAGUCUCUGCAGCUCGAGCCCUUUUUCACGGUGGACCGAUCCCAGGUGCCGCCCCUCUUCUGGAAGCCGUACAUCUAUGUGGGCUACCGGCCGCUGCAUCGGACCUGGAGCUUCUACUUCCGCACGCUGUUCCAGCAGCACAACGAGGCCGUGAACGUCUGGACACACCUGCUGGCCGCGCUGGGGCUGCUGUUGCGGCUGGCCGUCUUUGUGGGGACCGUGGACUUCUGGGGAGACCCCCACGCCCUGCCCCUCUUCAUCAUCGUCCUUACCUCCUUUACCUAUCUCUCCUUCAGCUCCCUGGCGCACCUCCUGCAGGCCAAGUCCGAGUUCUGGCAUUACAGCUUCUUCUUCUUGGACUACGUGGGGGUGGCCGUGUACCAGUUUGGCAGUGCGCUGGUGCACUUCUACUAUGCCAUCGAGCCUGCCUGGCAUGCCCAGGUGCAGGCCAUUUUCCUGCCCACGGCUGCUUUUCUUGCCUGGCUUUCCUGCAUCGGCUCCUGCUACAGCAAGUACACCCAGAAGCCGGGUUUGCUGGGCCGCAUUUUCCAGGAGUUGCCCCAGGUGCUGGCCUAUGCCCUAGACAUCAGCCCCGUGGUGCACCGCAUCCUGGUGUCCCCUCACCCUGCUGCAGAUGACCCUGCUCUUCUCUACCACAAGUGCCAGGUGGUCUUCUUCCUGCUGGCUGCUGCCUUCUUCUCCACCGUCAUGCCCGAGCGCUGGUUCCCCGGCAGCUGCCACGUCUUUGGGCAGGGCCAUCAAGUUUUCCACGUCUUCCUGGUGCUGUGCACUCUGGCUCAGCUGGAAGCUGUGACGCUGGAUUACGAGGCCCGGCGGCCCAUCUAUGAGCCUCUGCAUACCCGCUGGCCCCACAAUUUUUCUGGUCUCUUUUUGCUCACUGCGGGAAGCAGUGUCCUCACCGCGUUCGUUCUCAGCCAGCUGGUGCGGCGCAGGCUAGAUCAGAAGACCAAGUGAGGCGGACGGCAGCUAAUAGGGAGGGCGUGCAGUGGGGUCUGGGGUCCGGGCUUGGCUCCAGAUAGGAACAAGGCCUGGCAAAGUUGUUUGUGUCUGACCCGCACCGACUCUGCACACAGCUCAACUUCCAGGGUGGCGCUGUCCAGGCCUUGGACUCGGGGACUGGCCAGGAGCUGCUGGACUCAACUCGGGGCCUGCCCAGCUCCUUCCCCUAGAAGAAAGAGCGAAGGCUGUGGGCCACUGUGGCCUGUCCUUUCACUGCCUUCACAAGGGUGGGGGUCAGUUUGGGUCAGGACCCAGGUUUGGGGCUUUCAGGUUGCCUGGGUAGAAGAUAAAAAACAUAGGCUGGAGUCAGAUUUGAGCUGGAGGAAGGGGAGGCCUCAGCAGGCCACUCUACCCCCAUUGCGCUGGCAGAAGGGAAAGGGCAGGCCCAAAUACCUAUAGGAUCUUACAGUCCCUGAGCCUGGAUUGCCAAGCUCCGGAGAACCCGAAAAAGUAGAAGAUUGUGCCAGACAAUCCCAUUCAGUGCCCUGUACCCCUGCAGUCACCACCCCAGACAGUGAGCCCCCAGUCUCCUAGCUCUGGCCGGUGUCCCACACAGCUGUUCCCAGAUUCUUUCCCAGUUCCCUUGUUCAUGAUUCAACUAAUUUGUUCAGUGCUUCCUAGGCCUCUGCUCAAAGGCAGCCAUUGGCUGGGCCCUGUGGAUUAGUGCAGGAUGACCACGCCUUUAAAGCCAGAAUGAAACUGCCAAAGGGAGCACUGAGAUGAGAAUAAUCUGUAUUGCCUGGGGUUUGGGGCUGGGAAGAAUGAAUAGGAGUCUGCAGACAGAUGGGUGUGCUAGACAGGGAGUGGGGGAAGCCUGUACAAGGGUCCAGAGGUACAGAAGGAGUUCAGUACUCCAGCGGCUGGAGCCAGGGGUGGGCUGGUCUGAUAUGUACUGGAUACAAUAAAGUGACUGUGACAACUGCUGA
Molecule: messenger RNA, 4570 nt
Organism: Chinchilla lanigera (long-tailed chinchilla)
Lineage: Eukaryota; Metazoa; Chordata; Mammalia; Rodentia; Chinchillidae
Gene: Paqr7
Product: progestin and adipoQ receptor family member VII
Exons: 1
Coding region: 2568-3599 (343 amino acids)
Biological process (GO): response to steroid hormone
Cellular component (GO): plasma membrane
Molecular function (GO): steroid binding; nuclear steroid receptor activity
Source: RefSeq, a predicted model, not a curated record